AGGAAGGUGUUUGGCGGUCCUUCUACCACCUCCGCCGCUGCCUCCUCCGCUUGUGCUGCCGCGGCGGGCGCUCGGGCAUGAGACCGUGAGGCGGGCAGCGGGUCGGGGCCGCCGACAUGUUUGGCCGCUCGCGGAGCUGGGUGGGCGGAGGCCACGGCAAGUCUUCCCGCAACAUCCACUCCUUGGACCACCUCAAGUAUCUGUACCACGUUUUGACCAAAAACACCACAGUCACAGAACAGAACCGGAACCUGCUAGUGGAAACCAUCCGAUCCAUCACCGAGAUCCUGAUUUGGGGAGAUCAGAAUGACAGCUCUGUGUUUGACUUCUUCCUGGAGAAGAACAUGUUUGUUUUCUUCUUGAACAUCCUGCGGCAGAAAUCUGGCCGCUACGUGUGCGUUCAGCUGCUGCAGACCUUGAACAUCCUCUUUGAGAAUAUCAGUCACGAGACCUCGCUCUAUUAUUUGCUCUCAAAUAACUAUGUAAAUUCUAUUAUUGUCCAUAAGUUUGAUUUUUCCGAUGAGGAGAUUAUGGCAUAUUAUAUAUCAUUCCUGAAAACGCUUUCGUUAAAACUCAACAACCACACCGUCCAUUUCUUCUACAACGAGCACACUAAUGACUUUGCCCUGUACACAGAAGCCAUCAAGUUUUUCAACCACCCCGAAAGCAUGGUUAGAAUUGCCGUGAGGACCAUAACCUUGAACGUCUACAAAGUGUCAUUGGAUAACCAGGCCAUGCUGCACUACAUCAGAGAUAAGACUGCGGUCCCUUACUUCUCCAAUCUGGUCUGGUUCAUCGGGAGCCACGUGAUCGAGCUCGACAACUGUGUGCAGACGGACGAGGAGCACCGGAAUCGGGGCAAACUGAGCGACCUGGUGGCUGAGCACCUGGACCACCUGCACUAUCUCAAUGACAUCCUGAUCAUCAACUGCGAGUUCCUCAACGACGUGCUCACAGACCACCUGCUGAACAGGCUCUUCCUGCCCCUCUACGUGUACUCGCUGGAGAACCAGGACAAGGGAGGAGAACGCCCGAAGAUCAGCUUGCCGGUUUCUCUCUAUCUCCUGUCACAGGUCUUCUUAAUUAUACAUCACACGCCCCUGGUGAACUCGCUGGCGGAAGUCAUUCUGAAUGGUGAUCUGUCUGAGAUGUACGCCAAGAGCGAACAGGAUGUUCAGCGAAGCUGUGCCAAGCCCAGCAUCCGGUGCUUCAUUAAACCCACCGAGACGCUGGAGCGGUCCCUUGAGAUGAACAAGCACAAGGGCAAGAGGCGGGUGCAAAAGCGACCCAACUACAAAAACGUUGGGGAGGAAGACGACGAGGAGAAGGGGCCCGCCGAGGACGCCCAGGAAGACGCCGAGAAGGCUAAAGGUACUGAGGGUGGUUCAAAAGGCACCAAGACGAGUGGGGACAGUGAAGAGAUAGAGAUGGUGAUCAUGGAGCGCAGCAAGGUCCCAGAGUUGGCGGCCGGCACCUCCGUUCAGGAACAGAACACCACGGACGAGGAGAAGAGCGCCGCCACGGGCCUGGAGAGCGCACAGUGGAGCAGACCCUUCCUAGACAUGGUGUACCACGCCCUGGACAGCCCGGACGAUGACUACCACGCGCUGUUUGUGCUCUGCCUCCUAUAUGCCAUGUCUCAUAAUAAAGGCAUGGAUCCCGAAAAGCUCGAGCAAACGCAGCUUCCAGUGCCCAGUGCGGCCGACAAGACCACCUACAACCACCUCCUGGCUGAAAGACUCAUCAGGAUCAUGAACAACGCCGCCCAGCCAGAUGGGAAGAUCCGGUUGGCGACGCUGGAGCUAAGCUGCCUGCUCCUGAAGCAGCAAGUCGUGGCCAGCACGGGCUGCAUCAUAAAGGAUGUACACCUGGCCUGCCUGGAGGGCGCCAGAGAAGAAAGCGUUCACCUGGUACGGCAUUUCUAUAAGGGAGAAGAAAUUUUCUUGGACAUGUUUGAAGAUGAGUACAGGAGCAUGACGAUGAAGCCCAUGAACGUGGAGUACCUCAUGAUGGACGCCUCUAUCCUGCUGCCCCCGACGGGCACGCCGCUGACCGGCAUUGACUUUGUGAAGCGGCUGCCGUGUGGCGACGUGGAGAAAACCCGGCGGGCCAUUCGGGUGUUCUUCAUGCUCCGUUCCCUGUCACUGCAGCUGCGAGGGGAGCCCGAGACCCAGUUGCCACUGACGCGGGAAGAGGACCUGAUCAAAACUGAUGACGUCCUAGAUCUGAACAACAGCGACCUGAUCGCGUGCACGGUGAUCACCAAGGACGGCGGAAUGGUCCAGCGAUUCCUGGCUGUGGAUAUUUACCAGAUGAGCUUAGUGGAGCCCGAUGUGUCCAGACUUGGCUGGGGAGUGGUCAAGUUCGCAGGCCUGCUACAGGACAUGCAGGUGACUGGUGUGGAGGAUGACAGCCGUGCCCUGAACAUCACCAUCCACAAGCCUGCGUCCAGUCCCCACUCCAAGCCCUUCCCCAUCCUCCAGGCCACCUUCGUCUUCUCGGACCACAUCCGCUGCAUCAUCGCCAAGCAGCGCCUGGCCAAGGGCCGCAUCCAGGCGAGGCGCAUGAAGAUGCAGAGGAUAGCUGCCCUCCUGGACCUCCCGAUCCGGCCGACGACUGACGUCCUGGGGUUUAGACUUGGCUCCUCUUCCACCCAGCACCUGCCUUUCCGCUUCUACGACCAGUGCCGCCGGGGCAGCAGCGACCCCACCGUGCAGCGCUCUGUGUUCGCGUCAGUGGACAAGGUGCCAGCCCUGGUUCCCGCCUUAGUAGAGAGGCAGUCGAGAUGGCCUUUGCUGAGCUUUCUAGCGCCUCUGCUGGGAGACUGUUGUGGCGCUCUCUGCUUACUGAUGUACAGACGGUUUUCGAGUAUAGUCCUUAAAAUCCAAGAGGAUUUGUCUGUGGAUACAGAGCUGUAGGCUCAGGGGUCCUGCAGGCCCCCAGCUGUUUUUGUUUGUUGGACAUGUCACCUCUUCAAGUGCCACCAGAAAUAAAAGUCUUGAAGCCUUUU
Hyaena hyaena (striped hyena) is the source of this 3010-nucleotide messenger RNA. RefSeq names its product C-type lectin domain containing 16A (gene CLEC16A). Gene Ontology annotation, cellular component: late endosome; endolysosome membrane. Gene Ontology annotation, biological process: endosomal transport; regulation of autophagosome maturation; endosome to lysosome transport. NCBI's taxonomy places the organism in Eukaryota, Metazoa, Chordata, Mammalia, Carnivora, Hyaenidae. The transcript is spliced from 24 exons. The coding region runs from base 117 to 2918 and encodes 933 amino acids. The record is from RefSeq and is a predicted model, not a curated record.